Messenger RNA from Solea solea (common sole), 2340 nucleotides. It is a transcript of the gene kifbp, whose product is annotated as kinesin family binding protein. The record is from RefSeq and is a predicted model, not a curated record. NCBI's taxonomy places the organism in Eukaryota, Metazoa, Chordata, Actinopteri, Pleuronectiformes, Soleidae. The transcript has 13 exons. Bases 40 to 1974 code for a protein of 644 amino acids.
ACCCCGUUACAGCUGCACGAAAAAGAAGACAAGACCAACAUGGCGUCGAUCAACAGUGAUGAGUGGAGAGCUAUCUGCGACAAAUUCACCAACGCCCAAAACCUCACCGAGGUAGAGUCACGAAAUGACCCAGAAAACGAGCCGUUCCGCUCCAAAUACAAGGCCAGGGAGCUCCUUAGGGAGAUAUACUCCUCGCUCAAGUGUUUUAAUGCCGGCGAAGGUGAUGAGGAGAGCAGGGAGGAGAGCACAGACCAGCGGCCGCCAGUGGAGCCGGUGGACGGGCAGAGAGAGGACGAGUGCGGUCAGGACGUCAGCGGUGACUCUGCGGCCGGGCUGCGGGCCGCUAAACUCGGGGCAGUGGAGUACUAUUUGGGCGUCAACCAUGUCGACACGGAGGAGCUGUCUGCCGGACAGGAACAUCUGAUGAACUGCAUGAAGCUGCUGGAGAGAUGCAGCGUCUCCUCCGAGAAUGUGUCGCUGUUUAUCCAUGUCAGGAACCAGCUGGGCAUCUUGUGGGCGUCCCGGGACGAGACAGAGACAGCUCAGGGUUUCCUAGAAACAGCAGAAGCCAUAUACCAACGUUACAUGAAGGAGGAUGGGACUCCUCCCACUGAUAUGACAGAAUACUUUACUACUGAGGAGAACCUGCUGACACAUCAGGAAAGGAACAAAAGGUUUGAGUUGGCUUACACACAUACCAUGUACUACCUUGCUCAAAUCUACAAAAACCUUGGUCAAAACGAACGUGCCGCCACCUAUUGUCACAGUACACUGCAGAGACAGUUACAGUUGAAUCAGUUCAGUCCGAUGGAGUGGGCGCUGAAUGCCGCUACACUAUCACAGUAUUAUAUCACUAAGGGCCAAUUCAUGUUGGGCAGACAUUGCCUGUCAGCAGCUUCCGUCAUAUCCGGUUUGGCAGGAGACGUUCCUUCUGAGGCCGCAGCACAGGAAAGUGAGACAGAGAGUGAGCGUAGGGAAAAGCUCAGACAGCAGAGAGCGGAGAUCGCAAGAUGCUGGAUCAAAUACUGUCUCAACCUCCUGCAGGAUGCAAAGAAAGUACUCGAGGACAACAUCGGGGAGCUUGAUACUGAUCGUCAAGAAGAGCUGAAGAGAGCAAGAAGACGUGAGGAGGAGGAGGAAGAGAAGGGCAGGAAGAACGCUUUACUGUUUGGCUCUGAGGACACAUUUGACUCCAUCGCUAGUGUGGAAGAAAAGGUGCAGUGUUUGUUUCCAUUGGACUUCACUGAGGCCAGAGCUGUGUUUCUAGUGGGACAGAAUAAUGUCACACAGGCCAAGGAGUACUUUGUGAUGGACGGAUAUGUGACGGACCACAUAGAGAUCUUGCAGGAUCACAGCACCCUCUUCAGGUCUCUAGCGUUCUUUGAAGAGGAUCUGGAGCGACGCUGCAAGAUGCACAAACGCAGAGUCGAUAUGCUAGAGCCGGUCUGCCAAGACUUGAACUCUCAGUACUACCUAAUGAUCCGUAGACAGAUGAUGUUUGAGCUGGCAGAGACGUACAGUGAAAUGAUGGACCUGAAACUAACGCUGGCAAACAGACAAGCAGAUGCACAGUCACUCGAUAGCCACACCAUUAAGAAGUUCAACCACCUCUGCUCUGCCUCUGUGAAGUACUUCCAGAUGUUCCUAGACUCUCUACGCUCUCCAGAGGGGAAAAUUCCGGAGCACCUGGAGGAGGAGGUGCUUCGACCAGCUCUGGUGGCUCGCUUCAGAGUGGGGCGACUACACAGCCGACUGAUCAGCUCUUCACCCUCUGCUCAGCUCGAAAACCUCAACAACUCUGUAGAAAACUACAAAUACGUGGUGGACUAUUGUGAGGCUCACCCCGAGGCAUCAGCCACCGUGGAGACAGAGCUGGAGCUGAGUAAGGAGAUGGUCGGCCUUCUGCCUCUCAAAAUCAACCGCCUCAAAGCAAGGAUGGCCACCAACAACACGGACGACGACGCUGUUCACUGACGGACUUGUUGUCGUCCAUUUGCGCCACCUUGUCAUGGAAGGACACUCUCAUGCCUCCUGUUUUGUAUCAUGGUGGCUUCAUGUUGUUUUUCCAGUGAGCAUGCUGCCUUUACAAGACCACACGAAAAGAAAUCACUCACUAUGUCUUCGUGCUUGCCAUUGUAUAGUAAAAUGUGGCCAAUUUACCUUUAACAAUACUCAGAUAGUGGUACAGAUCCUCUUUGAUCAGGUAGCUUCGGUUGUAGCUGAUCCUCUUUAUUUUCUUUCUGCCUUUCAGAAGUUGCACUGUCAUCCUGUUAAAUGUACAGCAGAUACUGUAUGUAAUGAUAUUAAACCAAUGGAGUAAUAUACACUUGUGUCAGAGGA